GCCCGCGCAGCCCGCGCAGCCCGCGCAGCCCGCGCAGCCCGCCCCCAACUCUCCCGCCGCGCGCUGACCCCGGGCUUGGAGGUCGCGGAGGAGGCUGUUCUGGCGAGUCGAGUACCCGCGCCCGCGAACCUUCCACCUGCAGAGGACCCGGGUGCAGCCAUGGGCUACCAGGGUCAGCGGCCCGUCGUCCCGCCACAGAGCCAUCUAGAUGACAGAGAAACCCUCGUUUCUGAACAUAAGGACAAAGGGAAAACUUGUCGUCAGUCUGCUGCUGUUUUUAAUGUUGUCAACUCGAUUAUAGGAUCUGGUAUAAUAGGAUUGCCUUAUUCAAUGAAGCAAGCUGGCUUUCCUCUGGGAAUAUUGCUUUUAUUCUGGGUUUCAUAUGUUACAGACUUUUCCCUUGUUUUAUUGAUAAAAGGAGGGGCCCUCUCAGGGACAGACACUUACCAGUCUUUGGUCAAUAAAACUUUUGGCUUUCCAGGAUAUCUCCUACUGUCUGUUCUACAAUUUUUGUAUCCUUUCAUAGGUAAGGAUGAAUAUGAAAUUGAAUAUUCUAUGAUAAGUUACAACAUAAUAACUGGAGAUACUUUGAGCAAAGUUUUCCAAAGAAUCCCUGGAGUUGAUCCUGAAAACUUGCUUAUUGGUCACCAUUUCAUUAUUGUGCUUUCCACUGUUGCCUUUACUCUGCCUUUGUCCUUGUAUCGAGAUAUAGCGAAACUUGGAAAGAUCUCUCUUAUUUCUACAGUUUUAACAACUCUGAUUCUUGGAAUUGUAAUGGCAAGGGUAGUUUCGUUGGGUCCACACAUACCAAAAACAGAAGAUGCCUGGAUAUUUGCAAAGCCCAAUGCUAUUCAGGCUGUUGGUGUAAUGUCGUUUGCAUUUAUUUGCCACCAUAACUGCUUCUUAGUUUAUGGUUCUUUGGAAGAACCCACAGUAGCUAAGUGGUCUCGCAUCAUCCAUGUGUCCACCUUGAUUUCUGUAUUUAUCAGUAUUCUCUUUGCUACAUGCGGAUACUUGACAUUUACUGGCUACACCCAAGGAGACUUAUUUGAAAAUUAUUGCAGAAAUGAUGACUUGGUAACAUUUGGAAGGUUUUGUUAUGGAGUCACUGUCAUUUUGACAUACCCGAUUGAAUGCUUUGUGACUAGAGAGGUAAUUGCCAAUGUGUUUUUUGGUGGGACUCUUUCGUCAGUUCUCCACAUUAUCAUAACAGUGGUUAUCAUUACUGUGGCCACACUUGUGUCAUUGCUGAUUGAUUGCCUUGGAAUAGUUUUAGAGCUCAAUGGUGUGCUCUGUGCAGCUCCCCUAAUUUUUAUCAUCCCAUCAGCAUGUUAUCUGAAACUGUCUGAAGAACCGAGGACACACUCAGAUAAGAUUAUGUCCUGUGUCAUGCUUCCCAUUGGUGCUGUGGUGAUGGCUGUUGGAUUUGUCAUGGCCGUCACCAAUCCUCAAGACUGCACCCACGGGCAGGAAAUGUUCUACUGCUUUCCCGACAAUUUCUCCCUCACGAACAUCUCAAUUUCUCACUUUCAACUGACAACACAACUUUCAAUUUUAAACGUCAGCAUCUUUCAGUGAGUUGCGUGCUUUAAAAAAUAGGUAUUUUUCAUAGACUUCUAAACUGCGCAAUAACAUUCGCACAUGUUUUAGUCUCUAUAUUAUAAAAGUAUUACUUUGGCAUUUAUCAAGACUUGGUUUUUCUUUACUCUUUAGUCCAGUAUAAAAGAUAAAAAGGAGGGAAUUCCCUAGCGGCCCAGUGGUUAGGACU
Globicephala melas (long-finned pilot whale) is the source of this 1768-nucleotide messenger RNA. It is a transcript of the gene SLC38A11, whose product is annotated as solute carrier family 38 member 11. The record is from RefSeq and is a predicted model, not a curated record. Gene Ontology annotation, molecular function: L-amino acid transmembrane transporter activity. Gene Ontology annotation, biological process: amino acid transmembrane transport. Lineage: Eukaryota; Metazoa; Chordata; Mammalia; Artiodactyla; Delphinidae.